CGCAAAUCCCUGGAACCGGAUCCCUGGUCUCCUUUGUGCAAGGUGAGACCCGUGCGCACGGCUCCCCCCCAUCCCGGGGUGCGUGUCUCUUCACUAUCUCGAGAAUAAAAAGAGAAAGAGAUCGUGUGUUUCCCUCCCCGACCCCCUCCGGGACGAUGAGGACCGCAGCCGAACUUUGAGUCUCUGCGGGUCGGACCGCCGCUCCGGGACCUGGUCCCGGUUUCCCCUGCUCGGAGUCCCUGCAGGACUGAAGGAUGGUGCUGGACCAGGAGGACAGUGUGUCUGUGGUGUCGCUCCAGUCCAGAGAGAAGCCCCGAGGCUGCGCCGGCUGCAACGGGAAGAUCCGGGACCGCUUCAUGCUGCAGGCCCUGGACCGGUUCUGGCACGAGGACUGCCUGAAGUGCGCCUGCUGCGACUGCCGCCUGGGCCAGGUGGGCUCCACCCUCUACACCCGGGCCAACCUCAUCCUCUGCCGCAGAGACUACCUGAGGCUGUUCGGGGUGACGGGGAACUGCGCCGCCUGCACUAAGCUGAUCCCGGCCUUCGAGAUGGUGAUGAGAGCCAGAGACAACGUCUACCACCUCGACUGCUUCGCCUGCCAGCUCUGCCGCCAGAGAUUCUGCGUGGGAGACAAGUUCUUCCUGAAGAACAACAUGAUCCUGUGCCAGCUGGACUACGAAGGAGGCCAUCUCAACGGCGGCGCCGAGAGGCCGCCCCAGUGA
This is a messenger RNA of Cololabis saira (Pacific saury), 722 nucleotides long. Its product is annotated as rhombotin-1-like. Gene Ontology annotation, biological process: positive regulation of transcription by RNA polymerase II. The record is from RefSeq and is a predicted model, not a curated record. The coding region runs from base 255 to 722 and encodes 155 amino acids. Gene Ontology annotation, molecular function: transcription coactivator activity; DNA-binding transcription factor binding. Gene Ontology annotation, cellular component: nucleus. NCBI's taxonomy places the organism in Eukaryota, Metazoa, Chordata, Actinopteri, Beloniformes, Belonidae. The transcript has 4 exons.